This is a messenger RNA of Acanthochromis polyacanthus (spiny chromis), 6808 nucleotides long. RefSeq names its product ATP-binding cassette sub-family C member 12-like. Lineage: Eukaryota; Metazoa; Chordata; Actinopteri; Pomacentridae. The transcript is spliced from 31 exons. Gene Ontology annotation, cellular component: membrane. Gene Ontology annotation, molecular function: ABC-type transporter activity; ATP binding; ATP hydrolysis activity. The record is from RefSeq and is a predicted model, not a curated record. The coding region runs from base 24 to 4160 and encodes 1378 amino acids. Gene Ontology annotation, biological process: transmembrane transport.
UGGUCCUCUGCACUGAGGACAAGAUGAAGGCCGAAUAUUCUUUGGAGCAGAACAGUUCUCGUAAAGUCUCUUUUACCGAAAAUGGUGUCCGAUGGAGAACUGGAUCUGCGGUCUCCAAUCUAGAAGUCUAUGAUGUGGGCGAGAGUGAAACAGUCUCUAGUUCCUCAUUUAAAAAAUACCAUCAGAGCCUGCAGACCCUCAAACCUUUCCGCUGGUCCUCACCACAGUCCCACCCUUUGGACAAUGCAGGUUUCUUUUCCUUUGCGACCUUCGCCUGGAUGACCCCCAUGAUGUGGGCCAUGUUCAGGAACAAACUGGACGUGUCCUCUCUCAACUUGUCUCCUUUGGAUGCAACCGACACAAGUGGAGAAAGGCUUCAGAGAAUGUGGGAUGAAGAAGUGGCAAAGAAAGGCCCAGAGAAAGCCUCUUUGGUUUGUGCGAUCCUUCGUUUUCAAAGAACCAGGCUGAUCAUCUCUGUCACUGUGGGCGUCCUUGCCAUGUUGGCAGUGUUUCUGGGCCCAGCUGUUCCGGUCCAAGAGAUCCUAAAGUAUAUUGAAGACCCAGGGAAGUCCACAGUUAUCCAUGGUGUUGGUUUGGCCUUAGGGCUGUUCACCACAGAGAUCUUCAGAGCUUUCCUGAUGUCCUUGAUGUGGGCAAUGAACAUACGCACAGCAGUCAGACUGAAAGGAGCCUUCUCUUCAGUGGGCUUCCAGAAAGUCAUCUCUCUUCGGGCGCACAGUGGAGUUUCGAUGGGAGAGAUGAUUAAUGUUCUGACCAGUGAUGGCCACAGAUUAUUUGAAGCUGUGUUGCUUGGGAGCUUUGUGAUUGCCACCCCAGUGCUCUUUAUUGUGUGUGUCAUCUACGCCUGCUACAUUCUGGGCUACACUGCCCUGACUGGAGUCUGCACCUACAUCAUUUUUGUUCCUGUACAGUUCUUUCUAACAAAGCUCAUAACCAAGUUCAGAUGGAAAUCCAUGCUGACAACAGACAGCCGCGUUCGCACCAUGAAUGAGAUUCUCAACAGCAUUAAGCUAAUCAAGAUGUACGCCUGGGAAGGUUCUUUUGAGAAGAAGGUUGCAGGCUUAAGGAACAAUGAAAAGAAGCACAUACGGAGUGUCUGUUACAUCCAGAACAUUAAUCAAAGCAUUACCGGCAUCAUCCCCACCCUGGCCACUGUUCUCACCUUCCUGGUUCACACUUGGGUCGGCCUGCCGCUCAGCAUGUCUAACGCCUUUACCACUAUAACCAUUUUCGGCGUCAUGAGAUUCUGCCUUGCCAUUAUUCCCUUGUGUAUGAAAACCCUGGCUGAGGCUGCUGUGUCGAUAGCACGAUUAAAGAACAUAUUGCUGAUCCAGAAUCCAGAGCUCUACCUGAUGCAAAAGAAAGACAGCGACUGUGCGAUGAUGAUGAAAAAUGCUACGUUUUCCUGGACCAAACCAGGCAGCCAGACAGACCCUCCACACAGCUCAGCCAAUGGAGUCAGAGAGCAGACGAUGGAUGGGAAGUGUGAGAACAGAGAGACUGAAUCUUUGCCAGCCCUGAGAAACAUCUCCUUUACACUGCCUAAGGGCCACCUUCUUGGUGUUUGUGGGAAUGUGGGGAGCGGAAAGUCAUCACUGAUUUCCAGCAUUUUGGAACAGAUGCACCUUCUGCAGGGCUCAGUCAUAGCUGAUGGGACAUUUGCCUACGUUUCCCAGCAAGCCUGGAUUUUCCAUGGAACUGUCCAAGAAAAUAUCCUGAUGGGGAAACCUCUUGACCAGGCCAAAUAUGACCGAGUUGUGGAUGUCUGCAGCCUCAGAGCUGACCUGAAGAUCCUGCCUUAUGGUGAUCAAACUGAGAUUGGAGAGCGGGGGCUGAAUCUGUCAGGCGGACAGAAGCAGAGGAUCAGCCUGGCCAGAGCUGUCUACUCCAAUAAGGACAUCUUCCUCCUUGAUGAUCCGCUCUCUGCUGUUGAUGCUCAUGUGGGGAAACACAUUUUUGAAGAAUGCAUAAAGAAGGAGCUCCAAGGAAAAUCCAUCAUCCUGGUCACACACCAGCUCCAGUAUUUGGAGUUCUGUGAUGAUAUCUUGGUUCUGGAGGAUGGUGAGAUCCUGGAGGCUGGAAACCACGAGGACCUGAUGGCAGCUGAAGGUCGCUACGCUCAGCUCAUCAGUAACUACAAGUUAGAACAGUCCAAAACUGAUCAAGAGGAGGAGGAGGUGUCACCCCAAGAUGCUGUCCAGCUGCAGGACGAUGAGCUCAGACAGCGUGCCGACAGCGGGAUAGUGAACCCCGCAUUUGAUGAUGAGAAGGAUGAUGAUAAGGAUGAUGAAACGAAAGCUGACCAAAUGUCUGUCAAAGCUAACGAUCAUCUGGUCAGUCAGGAGCUGUCCACAGAAGGGGCUGUCUCCUGGAGGGUCUACCAGCAGUACUGCAAGGCAGCAGGAGGCUACAUCAUCACCUUCCUCACCAUCCUGAACAUCGUCCUGAUGAUUGGAUCCACAGCCUUCAGCAACUGGUGGCUCAGCCACUGGCUGGGACAGGGUAAUGGGUCAUCCAGCAACACAACUUCAAGCCAGGGUGACAUCUCACAAAACCCUGACCUAGAGUUCUACCAAAUGAUUUAUGGUGUGGUGAUAAUUAUCACGGUGCUGCUUGCGAUCAUCAAAUGCUUCCUUUAUACUCAUGUCACCUUGAAUGCUGCCUGCAAAUUCCAUGACAAAAUGUUCAAGAAGAUUGUUGCCAGUCCAAUGAGUUUCUUUGACACAACGCCAACAGGCCGCAUCCUGAACCGCUUCUCUAAAGAUCAGGAGGAGGUGGACACCGUGCUUCCCCUCCACAUGGACUCUUUCUUACAGUUUUCUCUGCUUGUUAUUUUCGCAAUUGUCAUCAUUGCGUUCGUCUUCCCUGUCUUGCUGGUAGCUGUGGUUGUUCUUGGAGUUUUGUUUUCCCUCAUUCUCUUUGUAUUCCAGAAGACUAUCCGUCAGAUGAAGAAGAUGGAGAACAUCAGUCGCUCUCCCUGCAUUUCUCUCACCAUCUCCACCUUGCAGGGCCUCAGCACCAUCCAUGCCUACAACAUAAGAGACAGCCACAUCAAAAUGUUCAAGUCCAUCAAUGACAUUAAUUCCAAUCACUUCUUGCUGUUUCACUCUGGCACACGCUGGCUGUCUUUCUGGCUGGAUUUCAUGGGUGCAACAAUGACCUUGUUGGUGGCUCUGUUCGUAGUGCUCAGCAGUAAUGAACUCAUCAAUCCAGCUUUGAAAGGCUUGGCUUUAUCCUACACUAUUCAGUUGACAGGCCAGCUUCAGUAUGUAGUGAGACAGGCAACAGAAGUGGAGGCAAGGUUCAACUCUGUAGAGCGACUGCAGGAAUACAUCACGGGUUGCAAAUCUGAGGCCCCAAGACACAUAAAGGAUGCUCAGAUCCCAGAGGACUGGCCCAAGAGUGGAGUCAUCACCUUCCAGGACUAUAAGAUGAGGUACAGGGAGAACACACCCAUUGUACUGAACAGGCUGGAUUUCUUCAUCCGAGCUGGAGAGAAGCUGGGCAUUGUGGGAAGGACAGGCUCUGGGAAAUCCUCUUUAGGCGUGGCUCUAUUCCGACUAGUGGAGCCAGCAGGAGGAACCAUCCUGAUAGACGGAGUGGACAUUAUGGCCAUUGGUCUGCAGGAUCUGCGCAGCAAAUUGUCCAUCAUCCCCCAGGACCCUGUGCUGUUUAGUGGUACAGUCAGGUACAACCUAGACCCUUUUAAUAACUACACUGAUGAGGACAUCUGGACAACACUGGAGAAGACCUACAUGAAGGACACUAUCUCCAGACUGGAGGGGAAGCUACAAGCAGAGGUGUUGGAGAACGGAGAGAACUUCUCUGUAGGCGAGAGACAACUGAUGUGUAUGACAAGAGCACUACUCCGUAACUCCAAGAUCAUUCUUUUGGAUGAGGCCACAGCCUCCAUCGAUGCAGAGACUGAUGCUCUGAUCCAGAACACCAUCAAAGACGCCUUCAGUGAUUGCACCAUGCUCACCAUCGCACAUCGCAUCAACACCGUGAUGCAAGCAGAUCGUAUUCUGGUCAUGGACAAAGGAGAGGUGGUAGAGUUAGACAAUCCAGAUGUCCUGAAGCAAAGACCAGACUCCAUGUUCUCCUCCCUCCUUGCUGCUGCCAACACUGUGAAUACAUGAACCAGAGAUCUGUGAUGCCCAACAACUGCUACACUUGUUUUGUUUUUGUUUUACAGUUGAUGAAAAUGUUUUCUAUACAAUUGUGGCUCUUUCUAAAGAGUAUUUUACACAGAUGUGUAUCAAAUCCAAGCAGUGUGUUACAAGGAAGACGUUUUUCUGCAGUCAAAUCCUAUAGACGUGAUGCUUCUUUUAGCUGUGGUUAUGGUCUUGUCUUGGUGGGGUCUCAUCCCUAUGCCUGCUCUCCUUCUUCCUUUGUGCUUCGUAUUUUAAUUUACUGUUCAAUUUAAACAGUUUAUGCUGACUACAAACAAGCCUGAAGGUGAGCCAAGCUGAUGCAAACUGAUAAGAUCCUUUAGCUAAAAUUCAGAGAGCAUAAAGACCAUCUGAAGUUGAUUGACAAGGAAUGUUUACCCCCAAUGAUCUAACAAAAAUGAUGAUGGAUUUUAGAUGAAUCUUAGACAUUUGGUUAAGAAUGUGUCACAAAGUAGCUCAGAGUAAGAGAAAAAAAAUAAAUCAAGCAUUAACAGGGUUAGGCAUGUGAGCAUUCAAAACUGAUUAAUUCUGUUCAAAUUUUCCAAGACCAAACCACAAAAACCUGCUGAUUGCAUAAGGGAGGACAUGCCCUAAAGCAAUUGACACAUUGUAUAAAGAUCUGAUUAAAUAUUAGACAACUUCGUUACCCCAACUAAGAUGGUCCCGAAAAGAGACACUGAAAAGUCAAAAACUUUUACUGCGCUGUGACCACUUGACAUUCAGAUAUUUUGUUGCAAAUAGUUGUCAGGUUCACACAUAAAGAACACCAGUGAGUGCCUUGAGAAAAAGUAAACAUGAAGCCAUUAUCUUCCACUGCAGCUAUGUUGAAGAAGUGCAACCAGAAGGUCCUGAUGGUGUUUGAUAAAGACAGCUGGACAAGAGACAUUUGGUGGACAGAUAGGCGAGAAUGGGUGUUGAUGGAGCAGACAGAAGUUGACACUCGUGAUGGUCAAAUGAAAUCCCAUGAACCAGUGAGGAUUUCCAGCCCAUUGCUUCGUCUGGAAGUUCACUGCUGGAGACCUCAGUGAAGCAGUUAAUACUGCCAUCCGCUGAGCAAAUUAACAUCACGGUCAAUGCCAUCAGUUUAUGACCUGAGCGGACAUGUUUGAAUGACUUUUGUGUGCAGAAACGAUGCACAAUGGAUAUUUCUAUACUGUAGUAUGUGCAUGUGUAAGUAUACAGACACAGAGCUUUGUCCUUAAUCAAAACAGCAAUGGAAGCAUCACAAGCAAUUGUACUUUUAUUCAUUUAUAUUUUUUUGGGUUCAUUUAGCAUUAACAGUGUGACAUUUAACAGGGCUAGUUUUCAUGGACAGUGAGUCCUUCAGUCACCUGCUGCCGACCCACUUCCUGUGGUUCAUGAGAGAGUCCCACUUGGUCAACACUCUCAUCGUGAGGGUGCAGAAACCAUUCAGAGCUGAUCUUCUCUCUGCUUUGGGUUUCUAUAAUAGCUCAUCCAAAGAGAAGCCAUCUCUUGACUCCGGUUAUUGCCCUGAACACUUCAGAAUUCAUCCUGCUGCAGACCCAAGCUGUCUGAUGGUUGAUGGUCUCUGGAGGAGGGAGUCCCAGGUGUGAGAGAGGGAGGAAGCCCCCUGGUCCCAGUUCAUCGAGUCAUUCGCCCAUUUCCUGAUCUCAGUGGCCUCCUUGAUCCACCGUUUGUUUGUUGGCCUCUGAUGCUAUAAUCCUGCUCUUGUCCCAGUUCAUAAUGUGCUUGUUUCUUUGGAAUGGUCAAUGCUGGCUGAUUUCAUGGCUGGCUUAAGAUUGUCCAGUAUUAUUUGCAAUUCGUCCAUAAUAACUUGGCAUUUAUCUAAAAUUACUUAACAGUUGAUCAAAAUGACAUAAACCUUGACAAAAUUACUUGAAAAUUGUUCACAGUGUCUUCAAAUAUGUCCACAGCGAAAGAAGGCAAAUUUAGUACAGUAUGGGUUUGUCUGAUUUAGCUGUCUGUUGCUGCCACCUAGUGGUCACUUUGCUCACUUCAGGAUAAAUGUCACCAACAGUUGGUCUGAAGAUCACUUCAGUACCUUUUUAUCCCCCGUCGGCUGUAGGCACGGAGGGGGGUAUUGGCAUGUGCACGUCCGCCCGUAUGUCCGUCUGUCCUUCCACACGUACGUCCACAUUUCGUUUCAGGAGCAUAUCUCAGAAACUACUUGAGGGUUUUCAUUCAUAUUGCACCCAGGCCAUCUCUAUGUAGUAUAGAUAUGCCUUUUGGGGUGCAUGACCUUGACCUCAUUUUCAAGGUCAUUGUGAGGCACUUCAAAUAUUUUUUGAUUCUGUUUCUGGAGCAUAUGUCAGAAACUACCUGAAGGACUUCAUGCAUGUUGCACCAACGCCACCUGUGCAUAAUGUAGAUCUGCCUUUUUUGGUGUAUGACCUUGACCUGAUUGUUUUUAUUGUAGUGAAGAUGUAUCAUUUUGUAGGUGUAUCGUCCAGUAUAUAUUAUUAUUUCUUGCACUUAGAGGCACUAUAUAUAAGGCGGGGGAUGUUUUAAGCGAAGCGUGUUUAUUCUUUGACGCUUGAGUAGUUUGAAGGGUUCCUCAACUUUGAGCGCUGCCUCAAAAUAUUGUUCCCUUUGAAAACGGGGAACUCGCAUAGAGAAAAGAAAAACUAUAUAUG